UCCGCAGGAGGAAAGAAAGGCCGAGCCGCGCAGGACGGAGGGCGGAGGCGGGGCAGGCGCGGCGAGCGGGGCGGCGAUUGGCCAGUGGGGCGAGCGGCGGGGCGCCGAUUGGCUGGCCGGAGGGAGCGGCCCGUGAAGGGGCCCGAGGCGGGGCGCCACCGGGAGAAGCGACGACGGCGGCGGCGGCCGGGAUGAGCGUGGCCGGGACCCCCGCGGUGGUGUCGGUCUCCAUCAGCAGCAGCCUCAACUCUUUCCGCGCCCUGAAGAGAUAUGCCCGCGGCCUCACCAUCGCCGAGUUCAAGUGCAAGCUGGAACUUGUUGUCGGGAGCCCAGCCUCAUGCAUGGAACUCGAACUCUACACCCCAGACGACAAGUUUGUGAUGAAGCUGGACCGCGAUGAGGCCUUGCUGGGCUCUUACCCGGUUGACGAUGGAUGCCGAAUCCAUGUGAUAGACCGAAGCGGGGCAACAAUCGGGGAAUAUGAAGAUGUCUCCAAGGUUGAGAAGUUCCAGAUUUCGGAUACUGAAUAUGGCAAGCGAGCAGAUUCGGCCCGCUCGUUCAUGAAGCGCAGCCACCUGGGACAGUACAAAAAGGAGGAAAUGUCGAGGAAGGAGCCUGACUUAGAGCAGAAGCUGGUGGAGGAGAAAGUCCUGGCGGAGGCCAUUUCCGUGGGGGCCAGGUGUGAAGUGCGAGUAUUGGGGCAGCCCAACAAACGGGGGACGGUCAUGUAUGUGGGCUUAACAGAAUUCAAACCUGGUUACUGGGUUGGGAUCAAGUAUGACGAACCGUUGGGAAAACAUGAUGGCAGCCUCAACGGCAAGCAAUAUUUUGAAUGCCAGCCGAAGUACGGAGCCUUUGUGAAGCCUCAGCAUGUCACUGUGGGGGACUUCCCAGAAGAGGACUAUGGGCUGGACGAUGAAAUGUGAGGGGAGCAGACCGGGAGGAAGGAAAUGGAGAGGGUCUCCGGGGCCUGUGUUUGCUGGCAGAAACCCCCCUCGGUUGCCGCUGUUUCCACAGUGUGUGCCAUUGCGCUCUGAUCCCGAGUGGGGGGGGGAGGGCGCUUGAGUGAAACGGAAGAACUGUGUGUUUCAACGUGUUGGUUGUUUGUCCCUUUGCCCUGGUUGUUCAGUGAAGAUGCUGCUGUUUCCAUGCCACGCCCCAUAGGUCAGUAACAGAGAACCAGAAUGUCUUUGAUUGUAGUAACCAUUUGGGGGAGGGGGAUAACAAUGACGUCUCCCCAAACAGCGAGUGGAAACCGAUAACGCAGGAUUCAGAACAGAUGUAUAUACAACUCUGGUUUCAAAACAAAACAAAAUCUAAACCGAAUCAUUUUGA
Molecule: messenger RNA, 1335 nt
Organism: Ahaetulla prasina
Lineage: Eukaryota; Metazoa; Chordata; Lepidosauria; Squamata; Colubridae
Gene: TBCB
Product: tubulin folding cofactor B
Exons: 6
Coding region: 192-926 (244 amino acids)
Biological process (GO): tubulin complex assembly; post-chaperonin tubulin folding pathway; cytoplasmic microtubule organization
Cellular component (GO): nucleus; cytoplasm; microtubule plus-end
Molecular function (GO): alpha-tubulin binding; microtubule plus-end binding
Source: RefSeq, a predicted model, not a curated record